Molecule: messenger RNA, 7851 nt
Organism: Venustampulla echinocandica
Lineage: Eukaryota; Fungi; Ascomycota; Leotiomycetes; Helotiales; Pleuroascaceae
Product: Reducing type I polyketide synthase
Exons: 10
Coding region: 1-7851 (2616 amino acids)
Biological process (GO): secondary metabolite biosynthetic process; fatty acid biosynthetic process
Molecular function (GO): 3-oxoacyl-[acyl-carrier-protein] synthase activity; zinc ion binding; oxidoreductase activity
Source: RefSeq, a predicted model, not a curated record
AUGGUCACCAUCGCUGCACACAAUCCCGCCGACGGUCCAGCAGACGAGAGUGGCCCCAGUUGUAUCAAUGCCGGGACGCCGAGUUCUUCGGAGUCGAGCGAGGAGAAGAUUGCAGCCGACGAAGAUACCCUCGAGCCGAUCGCUAUCGUCGGGUUCUCAUUGCGGUUUCCAGAUGAUGCUGUAUCCGAAGAUGGCUUCUGGGAGAUGCUCAUGGAGAAGCGCUGCGCGUCGAGGGAGUUCCCCAAGGACCGGCUGAACAUCGAUGCCUUUCACAGCACCGACCCAGAUCGCAUGAAUACUAUAUCAACGAAAAAGGCUCACUUCCUUAAGGAAGACGUGCGAGCCUUCGAUGCGCCAUUCUUCUCCAUCCCCCCACUAGAGGCGGCGAGUUUAGACCCUCAACAGCGGGGUUUGCUGGAAACGACAUAUCGCGCGCUAGAAAAUGCUGGAAUCCCUAUGGAGAAGGCCAAGGGGACGAAUACGUCUGUUCAUGUGGGCUGCUUCACCAACGACUUCAACACCAUGAACUGGAGGGAUUCACAGCAAAUCCCCCGAUACAGCGCUACUGGAACGGCGGCUGCUAUUCUCUCAAAUCGAUUGAGUUGGUUCUUUGACCUUGCAGGACCGAGCAUGACUGUUGAUACUGCAUGUUCGAGUGGUUUGGUUGCACUCGACCUCGCCUGCAAUGGGUUAUGGUCAGGAGAGUCUAACAUGGGAAUUGUUGCUUCUUCAAACUUAAUUUGCUCGCCCGAAAUGAACAUCGCGUUAUCAAACAUGAACUUUCAAUCCCCCGAUGGGCGAUGUUAUAGUUUUGACGACCGAGCCAAUGGAUACAGCCGAGGCGAGGGAUUCGGUGUGCUCGUUUUGAAGCGUCUUUCGCAUGCAAUCAGAGAUGGAGACACUAUUCGAGCACUUGUUCGAUCCACUGGUACUAAUCAAGAUGGCCACACUGCUGGAGGUGUUACACAGCCCAGCAAAGACUCCCAAGCGAAGUUGAUUGCGGAAACUUAUCGCAAGGCAGGAUUAGAUUUGAAGCAAACACGAUUCUUCGAGGCUCAUGGUACUGGUACUUCCAUUGGUGAUCCUAUCGAAGCCCGAGCGAUUGGAGAGAGCUUCCAGGGGGAGCACCGCCAGAACGAACCGUUAGGAGCUGUAAAAACAAAUAUCGGGCAUUUAGAAGGUACCAGUGGAAUAGCUGGUCUAAUUAAAACCAUCCUGGUGCUGGAGCGGGCGACGAUUCCGCCCAACACCAAUUUCGAACGUCUUAACCCUCAAAUAGAUUCCGAAUUUUUCAACCUUAAGUUUCCAUCACAAAGUCUGCCAUGGCCUAGCGAAGGCUUACGAAGGGCGUCCGUCAACUCAUUCGGGAUUGGAGGUGCAAAUGCCCACGCUGUUUUAGAUGACGCAUAUCAUUAUCUCCAUUCAAGAAACCUUCCCGGAAACCACCGGACUUUGCCAUCGCCUGCCAAAGUAUCAUCGCCGAUCCAGGUCAACGGUUUCGAUAACGAGCAUUUUGCUCCCAAGCUAUUAAUUUUGUCCGCCGCAGAUCAAGAUGGCAUGCAACGCCUUGCCGUGGAGUAUAGCCGCUACUUCGAUAGCCUUGACAGAGGUGCUGUAAAUGCGGCGUUCCUGGACAACUUGGUUUAUACACUUAAUACUCGCCGCAGUUCACUGCCCUGGAAAUCAUACAUAGUGGCUAAUUCGAUUUUGGCAUUGCGAAGAAUACAGGAAACAAUAUCAAAACCCAUCCAGCCCCUUGCACCAACACCUCGGCUUACGUUUAUCUUUACCGGCCAAGGCGCACAAUGGCAUGCCAUGGCCAGAGAACUUCUGAAUUAUCCUACGUUCCAAGGUAGCUUGCUAAUGUCGCAGGCCUGCUUGAAGAAGAUGGGUUGCAAGUGGUCACUGUUAGAUGAACUUUCAAAAACUCGGGAAACAUCGAGAGUAAACGAUCCGGAAUUUAGCCAAACGCUUUGCACAGCCAUACAGGUAGCUCUUGUGGAUAUCCUUAGGGAAAUUGGCGUUGUGCCUUCAACUGUCGUUGGCCACUCAUCAGGAGAGAUAUCCGCAGCGUACUGUACCGGAUCAAUAAACCGAGAAUCCGCUAUAAAGUUAGCAUAUCAUCGGGGUGUACUUGCGUCCAAACUAGCUAGAUCCUCACAGUCAAGCCACUGCAUGGCCUCUAUUGGACUUCCCGCAGGGGAAGUUGACAUCUACCUCGAAGCAUUGGCUUUGCAACAAAACUUCGACCCUAGCCAAAUCACUAUCAGUUGCAUCAAUAGCCCCAAGAAUGUGACUAUUUCGGGGCCAAAGACCGACGUUGAAGCCGUUGUCGCAUACAUGGAUGAGGAACAAGUCUUCGCUCGGAAACUCUUGGUCAACGUGGCGUACCACUCUCCUCAAAUGCUUACCAUAGCAAAUGAGUAUCUGGAUCUGAUAGGGGGUUUAGAAAGGGAUGUGCUUCUGAUGAAAUCAGUGAUGGUAUCCUCAGUGACAAGCGACAUUGUCUCUUCGGAUGUUCUGUGUGCAGGUCAAUACUGGGUACGAAAUAUGGUCUCGCCAGUUAACUUCUUUGGGGCUAUGAAAAAGACCUGCUCUCGAUCGGAUGCCAAUGGAAGAAUAAAAAAGCUGGAUCGAAGCCAUCUAAAAGAUAUUGUCACCAACGCACUUCUAGAAAUUGGCCCCCACUCCGCCCUCCAGGGACCGAUCCGUGAUUCCCUCACUUCCCUGAAUAGCAAUAACCAGGUGGUUUACAACUCGGCGUUGGUCCGGAACCGUUCCGCUGUCGAAACGUUCCUUACAGCUGCGGGACGUUUGCACACCCAAGGUUUCCGCGUCGACAUGGACCAACUAAUACAACUUAGCUCAGCUUCUCCGAAACCCCUUCAAGUGUUAACCGAUCUCCCACAAUAUCCCUUCAACCACUCUGUGUUAUAUUGGCAAGAAUCCCGCCUCAACAAAGGUGUUCGAUUCCGCCAACAUGCACCCCACGACCUUCUUGGCUGUCGAGCCACGGACUGGAAUCCCUUAGAGGCGAGGUGGCGGUUAAUUAUUAGACUGGAUGAGAUGCCUUGGGUGGAGGACCAUAAAGUAAACGGCUCGAUCUUAUACCCUGCAGCAGGCAUGCUUGCGAUGGCAAUUGAAGCAAUGAAACAGAUGGUGGAUGAUCCGUCUGUGGUUGGAUAUGAAAUCAAGGAGGCUGUGUUCCAUACACCCCUCGUGGUAUCCACAUCGAAGGAAGGUGUUGAGGCAGAGAUCUACCUUCGCCCAUUAGCAGACACUGGAAAUGCAAAGUCUGCAUGGCACGAUUUCCGGCUUUACGUUCACAAGUUCGACGAAGAAUGGGAAGAGAUUUGCCGUGGGACUGUCCGUGCUGAUUAUGGUAGAUCAAAGGCGGAGGUUGAUAAUGGAAAAGAAGAAGACUGCCGUAUAAUUCAGUUAAGAAAGAUGCACAUCACAGCGGCACAGUCAUGCAGCAAGGGAGUACCUAGCACCAAUAUGUAUCGGCGAUUCAAAGAGAUGGGACUCGAUUAUGGUGCAGCUUUCCAACCAAUGCAGAGCAUUCAAUUCGAUACCAGCGGGCAAGCUACUGCCAAAAUCGGACUUCGGACGUGGUCCAAGGGUGAAUCGAAAGCUUUUGGUCCGGGCCAAAAUCAUGUCAUUCAUCCAUCAACACUAGAUGGCAUGUUCCAAUUAGUAUUCGUCGCCUUGAGCCAAGGAGGUGCAGUAGCCAUGCCAACCAUGGUCGCUAGUCGUAUUGACCGGCUAUGGGUAUCUAGCUCUGGGGUUGGAACCCCUUUUACAGGCUCCGUUCAAACCUAUACUGAAGCCCGUCACUUCAGCCAGCGUAGCGCGCGGUGCCUGAUUUCGGUAUUAGGUGAUGAUCAGCUUCCAAAGGUUCACAUGGACGGCUUUGAAGUUACCGCGGUCUCCAGCAUACAGGCAGAUUCCGAAGUUCAAACGGAACCUAAACAUAUGUGCUAUCAUAUGGAUUGGAAGGUCGACCCCGAUACGCUGGAUUCACAACAACUCGAAAAGUAUUGCGGAAAAGCUUACAAGCCUGAUGCUGAACCUAUUUCCUGGUUUAGAGACAUCGAGUUCCUUGCCCUUGCAUUUAGCUCGACGGCAUUGAGAGAGCUAGCUAUAUGUAAUCGAUUACCGCCAGCCUCGCUAGCGAAGUACACCUCGUGGAUCCAGGACCAAGUAGACCGCGAUCUCAUUAAAACCCCAAGCAAGGAUCGCAUCCGCCGAAUAGAGCAGAUUCAAGAUCUGACGUACUUGAGUUCAGUAUGUGAACGCGUGAUGUCGAGCAGUCGCGGCAAGCUGUACAUCAGGGUUGGAAGCAAUCUCCCAAAGGUACUUCUUGGUGAAAUGGACCCAUUGCAGCUAAUUUUCGAAGACCAGCAACUGCUAGAAGACUUCUAUAGUGAAGUUAAUGGAACAGCGCAGUGCUUCAAUGCUUUUGCUCACUACCUCGAGGCCAUGGUUCAUAAGGAUCCAGGGAUGAACAUCUUGGAAAUUGGGGCUGGAACGGGUGCAGCUACGGAAAUCCUGCACAGGACUCUAGCUCCCAAGUCCAGCGAUACACCUCGCUAUGGACAAUACGCCUUCACAGACGCCAGCCUUGCACUUGUUGACCAGGCCAGGAAUAAAUUCAAGGAGCAUAGACGAAUGGGCUUCGAGGUUUUUGAUGUCCAACAAAGUCCCUCAGCGCAAGGAUUUAAAGAAGAGUCUUACGACUUGGUCAUUGCCUCCAGUGUGUUCCAUUUGACGGAGUCGUUGAGCGAAACAAUGCAGAAUGCGCGAAAGCUCCUGAAACCUGGAGGAAAGCUCGUCAUCGUGGAGGAAACCGCAUCCAACAUUGCCCGCAAUGGGUUUGCUUUCGGGUUGCUAUCUGACUGGUGGCUCGGUUCCGAAGAAUAUCGCCAACAAACCCCUCUUGUAUCUGAGGAGAGAUGGCAUGAAGUCUUCCAGCAAAACGGGUUCUCUGGGACCGAUGUAGUUCUUCGGGACUUCAUAAGCGAAGAAUGCCAUGAGCGGAGCUUGAUGAUUUCCACAGCCUUGCCUGCAGUUGCAACCCCGGCAGGAAAGCUUCAGCCCAUUGCCAUAGUUGAAAAGAGUUCAUCACUCCAACUUGAACUCGUGCAAGAAGUGGACGAUGCACUCAAGAACCUGGGCGGCUCAAUCUCCGGAGUCCUCACUCUCGAAGAAGCUGUUUUACUAGAUGGCCAACACAAUCGCCAUUAUAUCAUGCUAACUGAAUACGAACAUCCUGUUCUUCGAAGCCUUGAGUCUAAAUCAUUUUCCUCGCUCCAGCACCUGCUAUCUUCUGCUAGAAGCGUGUUGUGGGUUACAAAGGGAGGAAUGUCCGUAUCCACACCAGCCUACGGGAUGGUGCAAGGCUUAUUUAGAGUCAUCCGCCAGGAGCACGCCAAUGUGGCAUUGGUCACAUUGGCGUUCGAGGCUGAAGCAAAUUCCUCCAUCAAGCAACAUGCCAAUAGCAUAGGUAAAGUAAUGAGUAUGACGAUUUCAGGCUUAGAUAGCGGCAGCUUCGAGCCCGAGUAUGUUGAAACAAGCGGACUCCUUCAGAUCAACCGUGUUGCCGAGACGCCGAAACUUAAUCACCACAUUUUUGAGAGCACGACAUAUACAAAUGGAAUCCAGGAAUAUGGACAAGGUCCGCCCCUCAAGUUAAAUGUUAGAACACCUGGGUUGCUUGACUCUUUGGAAUUUUUGGAAGAUGAUACCCCACGCGAGCCACUAGGAUCCGAUGAUAUCGAAAUGGAAGUCAGGGCAAUUGGCGUCAAUUUCAAGGAUUGUCUAAUUGUUCUGGGCCGUGUAAAUACCGACAAACUCGGGUGCGAAUGUGCAGGAGUAAUAAGCCGAGUUGGAAACAACUGUGGCCAAUUCCAACCUGGAGAUCGUGUAACAAUGUUUGCGAACCAGACAUACCGGACGUAUGCGAGGGCUAAUUCUGGUUGUGCUGUGAAAAUCCCAGACAAUAUGACAUUUGCAGAGGCAGCAGCUAUGCCCACAGCUUUCUGCACAGCCUAUUAUAGUCUUUGCAAUGUGGCCCAUUUACAGAAGGGCGAGUCAAUUCUGAUUCAUGCGGCAUCAGGUGGGACAGGUCAAGCGGCAGUGCAAAUUGCUCGACACAUAGGCGCUGAAAUAUUUGCAACUGUGGGUUCUGCGUCGAAGAAACAGCUGCUUAUGGAUAAAUACAACAUCCCGGAAGACCACAUACUGUAUAGUCGAGACACCUCAUUUGCCGAUGGCAUCCGACGGAUGACGAAUAAUCAAGGUGUUGAUGUAGUCUUGAACUCAUUAUCUGGGGAAGGCUUGGUUGCUUCUUGGGAAUGCAUUGCCCCUUACGGACGGUUCCUUGAAAUAGGGAGAAAAGACAUUGACUCUCAUGGAAGCCUGCCGAUGUUUCCUUUCAUCAAGAACGCAUCGUUUACCGGUGUUGAUCUUGCUGCCAUUGCCGAGCAACGACCACAGUUAAUGCAGACGCUACUCCAGGAGAUGAUGGCAUUAGUUGCAAUCAACAAGUUCCUUCCCUCAUACCCGCUAAGUUUAUUCUCUAUCUCCGAGAUCGAACAGGCAUUCCGUCUUCUUCAGAGUGGUAAAAGUUCCGGCAAAAUUGUUCUUGAAAUUACCAAGGAUGCUAUGGUUCCAACUUCUUUGAAAAAGCAUUCUUCGUACUCAUUUGAUUCGAAUGCAAGCUAUGUCAUCGCGGGCGGUCUUGGCGGUAUCGGACGGAGUAUCUCUCGUAGGUUAGUAGAUCGAGGGGCAAGGAAUUUAAUUCUACUUUCUCGGUCCGGGCCCGAAGGAAAUGAGAAAUCACAGGCUCUUUUGGAGGAGCUAAGAGGGAAGGGAGUUCAAGUAGCGACUCCAAUCUGUGAUAUUACGAGUAUGAAGUCAUUACAGAACGCGUUGAGAGAAUGCCCAGGAAAUAUGCCGCCGGUCAAAGGAUGCAUCCAGGCAUCAAUGGUCCUCAGGGAUUCUACGUUUGCAAACAUGUCAUUCCAGGAGUGGGAGGAGAGCGUAAUGCCAAAAGUCGAGGGGUCUUGGAACCUGCACGUCAGCCUCCCGAAAGGGAUGGACUUCUUCAUCCUCCUUUCCUCGGUAUGUGGUGUUUUCGGAAACCCCGGACAGAGCAACUACGCAGCGGGAAAUACCUACCAGGAUGCGUUAGCACACCAUAGAGUUGCAUGCGGCGAAAAGGCUACAGCUCUCGACCUCGGUGUCAUUCUUGCAGAAGGCGUUGUUGCAGAGAAUACCCAGCUCAUGGACCAUUUAAUGCGCCAGGGGAUCAUGCUCCCAGUCUCCCAACCGGAGCUUUUUGCCCUUCUGGAUUACCACUGCGACCCUUCACUCACGCCAUCUGAAGCUACCCAAGCCCAAGUCAUCACAGGCUUAGAUCUUCCCGCCAGAGUUCUCGCGAGGGGAAAAGAAAUCCCCUAUCCUAUACGCCAACCCCUUUUCCGCAAUAUGCAUCAAAUCGACGCUUCAGGCCAGCCUUCAUCAAACACAUCCAGUCAAGCACUAGAUUACAAAACAUUAUUUGCAGGCGCAACGUCCUUAGUGGAGGCAGGACUUCUCGUCUCUGAGGGCUUGAGGAAGAAAUUAUCACGGGUCCUUGGUAUUCCUCAAGAUAACAUCGAGCUCAACAACCGGGUCGAAUCAUAUGGUGUGGAUUCACUGGUAGCCGUCGAACUGCGAAAUUGGCUAGCGAAGGAGAUGAGCGCUGAUGUCGCGGUAUUUGAGAUUCUGGGCGGAAACACGUUAGUGGCAGUUGGGCUCACCGUUGCAUCGAAGAGCUCGUAUCGACAGGUAGCAUGGACUGAGUAA